UCAUGGAGCAGUUCAAUCCCAGCCUCAGGAAUUUCAUUUCUAUGGGGAAGACCUAUGAAAAAGCCUUAGCAAGUAUGACAUAUGCAGCAAAAGGAUACUUUGAUGCUCUGGUUAAGAUGGGAGAGUUGGCCAGUGAAAGCCAAGGAUCUAAAGAAUUGGGAGACGUGCUCUUCCAGAUGGCAGAAGUCCACAGGCAGAUCCAGAACCAGCUGGAGGAGAUGCUCAAGUCCUUCCACAAUGAGCUCCUGACGCAGCUGGAGCAGAAGGUGGAGCUGGACUCCCGGUACCUGAGUGCUGCGCUGAAAAAAUACCAGACGGAACAAAGGAGCAAGGGGGACUCGCUUGAUAAGUGCCAGGCAGAGCUGAAGAAACUUCGGAAGAAGAGCCAAGGCAGCAAAAACCCCCAGAAGUACUCUGACAAGGAGCUGCAGGGGAAGGACAUGCUGACACAGAAGCUGCCUCUGUGGCAGCAGUCCUGCUCAGAUCCUAACAAGAUCCCGGACCGCGCUAUACAGCUGAUGCAGCAGAUGGCUGCCAGCAGUAAUGGCACCAUUAUGCCCAGCCCUCUGUCUACAUCCAAAUCCAACCUCAUCAUCUCUGACCCCAUCCCUGGUGCCAAACCUCUCCCUGUCCCCCCGGAGCUGGCACCUUUUGUAGGACGCAUGUCGGCACAGGAGGCCAUGCCGGUGAUGAAUGGAGUCUCAGGCCCAGACAGUGAUGGGUACAACCACUGGUCUGAGAUGAAGCCAGCACAGCCCAAAUCUUUAUCUCCUCCCCAGCCUCAGAAGCAGCUGAGUGACUCUUACUCCAAUACACUCCCAGUUCGCAAAAACGUACCACCGAAAAACAGCUACGCAUCAGUUGAAAACAAGACGCUGCCGCGCUCCAGCUCCAUGGCUGCAGGGCUCGAGAGGAACGGCAGGACGAGGGUGCAGGCCAUUUUCUCUCACGCUGCUGGAGAUAACAGCACCCUCCUGAGCUUCAAGGAGGGUGACCUCAUCACACUGCUUGUGCCGGAAGCCAGGGACGGCUGGCAUUACGGAGAGAGCGAGAAAACAAAAAUGUGA
Pygoscelis adeliae (Adelie penguin) is the source of this 1067-nucleotide messenger RNA. It is a transcript of the gene BAIAP2, whose product is annotated as BAI1-associated protein 2. The transcript has 8 exons. Bases 3 to 1067 code for a protein of 354 amino acids. Gene Ontology annotation, molecular function: protein binding. Gene Ontology annotation, biological process: plasma membrane organization; actin crosslink formation; actin filament bundle assembly. The record is from RefSeq and is a predicted model, not a curated record. Lineage: Eukaryota; Metazoa; Chordata; Aves; Sphenisciformes; Spheniscidae. Gene Ontology annotation, cellular component: cytosol; nucleoplasm.